UGAAUGGGAUGGGUGGGAAAAUCGAGGAAAGGGGGUAAUUCCUCCCUAGGGCGUGAAGUACCAGCCAGGGGCGGGGCUUCUGCAUUCUAGGGGAGCGGGAAAUAUAGGGGGCGGAGCCUAUGGGUCCCGGGGCGGAGCCUCCAGACUCGAACCAGACAUCCGUGGGGCCGCGCGGGCUAAGGAGCGAGGCUUGUGGGUCAAAUGAGACGGGUAGAUGGCCCCUAAGAUUUACUCUCGUGCGUGGGGCACAUUCACGAAGGCUUUGAGAAAGGGAGAGGGAGCAGAAGUCCUGACCAGCGCCCCUUCCGGCCCCCCAGGAUGUGUAAACAGCGGCACGUGGACCCAGAUUUGGGGGACGCACCCACGCCCCAUCCUACAGGGACCGCAUCGCGUGGGGGUGGCGGGCGGAGCUGCGAGACGGCGGCUAGACAGGGUGACCCGACUGCAUUCCUGGCCGGUGUGUCAGCGCCGCUUCCUGUCCCGGUUGCCGAGAUUUCAGAUCUUAACUCCAGAAUUGAGGCGCUCCCCUUUCAGGGAGCGAUUGGCUUCCCAGAGCGAAGGGAGCGUCAGGGGAAGGGGACGCGUUCUCUCCACCCGGGAUCGUGAGACGAUUCCGGAGCGUGGGCGAGACACCCGGGCGCCGCCUCUGUGGGCUCCUGGACUACAAUUCCCAGAGGACGCGAGGCGGGGAGGCUCCCGAUGUGUGUCGCGUACGCUGCUGGGGAUUGCAGUCCCAGCCUUGGGCGCUGUUGCUGGGAAAUCCUGCUCAGCUUCCCUGUGGGCGGGAUCCGGAGGGGCGGCGUCUGAGAAGGCUCUUCCCCGCAACGCAGGCGCUCCGGCUGGCACCAUGGACAGCGAGGCAUUCCAGACAGCGCGGGAACUUCUGGACCUGAACUUCAAGUCUCUGGCCAUGAAGCACAUGGACCUGAAGCAGAUGGAGCUGGACACGGCGGCGGCCAAGGUGGACGAACUGACCAAGCAGCUGGAGUCACUGUGGUCAGACUCUCCAGUGCUUCCUGGCUCCCAGGCCGGAGCCCCCCCUAGGCUGUCCCGAUACAGCUCCAGCCCGGUCCCUGAGCCCUUCGGCAGCCGCGGGUCCUCCCGGAAGGCGACCAGCGACGGCGCAGACACCUCGUUCGGACGCUCCGAGAGCGCCCCGGCUCUGCUCCCCUACAGCUCGCUGUCCCCUAAGGGCCGGCCGUCGUCACCGCGCACCUCGCUCUACCUGCAGCCCGACGGAUACAGCAGCCUGGACCGCGCGCCGUCGCCACGGUCCCGUGCCUUUGAUGGCGCAGGCAGCUCUCUCGGCCGUGCGCCCUCCCCACGACCCGGCCAGGGCCCUCUCCGCCAGCAGGGUCCCCCCACGCCCUUCGACUACCUGGGCCGCGCCGGCUCUCCGCGUGGCAGCCCCCUGGCGGAGGGACCCCAGGUGUUCUUCCCCGAGCGCGGACCCUCGCCGCGUCCCCCAGCCACCUACGACGCGCCGGCUGCCUUUGGGAGCCCCCUGAUGGGCACAGGAGGCAGCGCCUUCGCUCCGCCUCUGCGCGCUCAAGAUGACCUAAUGCUGCGCCGGCGGCCCCCCAAAGCCUGGAACGAGUCGGACCUGGACGUGGCAUAUGAGAAGAAGUCUUCACAGACAGCGAGCUAUGAACGCCUGGACGUCUUCUCGCGGCCCUCCUCACCGGGCCUGCAGCUGUUACCCUGGAGAGAGAGCAGCCUGGAUGGGCUGGGGGCCUCCAGCAAGGACAACCUCACCAGCGCCACCUUGCCCCGAAAUUACAAGGUCUCCCCUCUGGCCAACGACAGGCGUUCUGAUGUGGGCAGCUACCGCCGAUCGCUGGGCUCCUCGGGGCCAUCAGGCACUUUGCCCCGCAGCUGGCAGCCUGUCAGCCGAAUCCCCAUGCCUCCUUCCAACCCCCAGCCCCGUGGUGUCCCCCGCCAUCGCCCCAUCCCCCUCAGCAUGAUAUUCAAGCUUCAGAAUGCCUUCUGGGAACAUGGGGCCGGCAGGGCUGUGUUCCCUGGCUCCCCCAUCUUCUCCCGAGCUCCUCCACCUAAGCUGCCUCCCCAGCCCCAGGCAACCCCCCAGCCCCACCUACUCUCCCAGCCCCAGCCCCAACCACAGCCCCAGCUGCCCCCACAGCCCCAGUCCCAGCCACAACCCCAGCCUCAGUUCCAGCCUCAACCCUCUGCCCCAGCGCCCCAGCUCCCCCAACAGACUUGGCCCCCUAUGAGUGAAGGCCCCCCCAAACUCCCUGCUGAGCUGGAGCCUGAACCAGAGCUAGAGAGUCUGCUGGCACCAGUGUUGGAAGCUGGCGAUGCAGAUGAAGGUGCUGUAACUCGGCCCCUCAGCCCUACGCGGCUGCAGCCAGCGCUGCCACCCGAGGCACAGUCGGUACCUGAGCUGGAGGAGGUGGCACGGGUGCUGGCAGAGAUUCCUCGGCCCCUCAAACGCAGGGGCUCCAUGGAGCAGAGCCCUGCUGUAGCCCUGCCCCCCACCCACAAGAAGCAGUACCAGCAGAUCAUCAGCCGCCUCUUCCAUCGUCACGGCGGGCCUGGAGGACCUGAGCCAGAGCUGUCUCCCAUCACUGAGGGAUCCGAGGCCAGGGUGGGACCCCCUGCUCCUGCCCCACCAGCUCCCAUACCACCCCCGACCCCACCCCAGAGCAGCCCACCAGAGCAGCUGCAGAACAUGGAGAUGCGCUCCGUGCUGCGGAAGGCGGGCUCUCCGCGAAAGGCCCGCCGCGCGCGUCUCAACCCGCUUGUGCUGCUGCUCGACGCGGCGCUGACCGGGGAACUGGACGUGGUACAGCAGGCGGUAAAGGAGAUGAACGACCCGAGCCAGCCGAACGAGGAGGGCAUCACCGCCCUGCACAACGCCAUCUGCGGUGCCAAUUACCCCAUCGUGGACUUCCUCAUCGCGGCCGGCGCCAACGUCAACUCCCCCGACAGCCACGGCUGGACACCUUUGCACUGCGCGGCUUCGUGCAACGACACGGCCAUCUGCACGGCGCUGGUGCAGCACGGCGCGGCCAUCUUCGCCACCACGCUCAGUGAUGGUGCCACCGCCAUCGAAAAGUGCGACCCCUACCGUGAGGGUUAUGCGGACUGCGCCACUUACCUGGCAGACGUGGAGCAGAGCAUGGGGCUGAUGUACAACGGGCUGGUGUACGCCCUCUGGGACUACAGCGCUGAGUUUGGAGACGAGCUGUCCUUCCGCGAGGGCGAGUCAGUCACCGUGCUCCGGAGGGACGGGCCAGAGGAGACGGACUGGUGGUGGGCCACGCUGCACGGCCAGGAGGGCUACGUGCCCCGUAACUACUUCGGGCUCUUCCCCAGGGUGAAGACUCAGAGGAAUAAGGUCUAGCUGGAGAGAAGGACAUUUUCAAGGGAGACAGGAGGAAGCAGCCCUGCCUUCACUCCAGACUUCCUGCUGUAUUACUGCUGCACCUCCCUGCGCCCCAAGCCCUGCAGGGGUGGGGGUCCUUUGUCACCUGCUCUCUGCUUCCCUGGAAGCCCAGGGGGGAAGGAGAACCCCAGCCUUAACUUUAGAAACCUGUCUUAGCCGUGGGAGGUCAUUGUGGAAUCACUGGGGACAAAAGAGAACCCCAUUUGCCAAAUCAGAUCCCAUCCAAAGUGCCCCCCACUCCUACUACCACCCCCUCCCCCAACCUCUCAAAGCAAGCCAACCUACCACCCUCCUGAAGCCCAGGAAGGGUCGCCUCCACGGGCUUUCCCUGGGAGUCACCUCUGCCCCCAUUUCUCCCAGCAGCGGGGGGCAGGUGAGGCAGGUUGGUCUCUCUCCCAGGAUCUCCCCAACCAAGUGCCUUCAUUUGGUGCUGGUUUUAUAACAAAAUGGGGAAGUUUUUCUUUAUAAAUAAAGGUAGUUUGCACAGAAAUUGACUUCCUUCUAGAUUCUGUCCUGACUUAAAUGCUCAUCGCUGUUACUAUUUUGGGCAAACCAAUCUCAAAGUAGCCUCUUGUAAAUCCAAUCCUUCCUCUUUCAAAUAUGUCUGCUGUGUGUGUGUGUGUGUGUGUUUGUGUGUGUGUGCGUGUGUGGUGUCUUGAUAUUCUUUCAUUUUUUUGGAUUCUUUUAAGUCUUCAAACAUUUUAAGCAUAGUAAUUUUGUAGUACCUGUCUGAUAAUUCUGUCAUCUGACUUUUGGGACCAUCACCUGUAUUCUGUUGUCUUCUGGUUCUAACUCAUGAUGGAUUGUUCCCUUCUGUGUGUUGACAUUAUGGAUUGUGAGAUGGCUCCAAUGGGCUUUGUCUACUGGAGCUCCAUGUGGACUUGUUGAGGGUGCGACCCUGAAGAAUGAUUUUCCUUUGCUUCUGCCCUACUUCUUUAUUUCAUAAACUGCUCCUUGAGGAUUUGUGAUAAAGCAUGAGCACCUCUCUCUUUUUCUGUUUGUUGUUUGACAAAACAUAAAGCUUACAGCACUGUCAUUGUCUUUGCUGUCCAGUGCAAUCGCCACCAACCUCAUGUGACUAAAUUUACAUUAAUUAAAAUUCAAUAAAAAUCAAGGAUUCAGUUCCUCAAUCACACUAGCCACUAAUGUCUCUAGGGGGGACACCCUGUCUUUGCUUUUUCCAGGUUCUACAAGCUGCCUGCAUUCCUUGGGUACCUUCUGAAAUAGUUACGGAUGAAAUGAUAGGAUGUCUGCUAUUUGCUUCAAAAUAAUUGCCUGGUAGGAGGGGAAGUGGUUAGGGUGUAGACAAAGCAAGAUGGGCCCUGAGUUGAAAAUC
This is a messenger RNA of Rhinolophus ferrumequinum (greater horseshoe bat), 4742 nucleotides long. RefSeq names its product protein phosphatase 1 regulatory subunit 13 like (gene PPP1R13L). The coding region runs from base 215 to 3364 and encodes 1049 amino acids. The record is from RefSeq and is a predicted model, not a curated record. NCBI's taxonomy places the organism in Eukaryota, Metazoa, Chordata, Mammalia, Chiroptera, Rhinolophidae. The transcript is spliced from 13 exons. Gene Ontology annotation, molecular function: transcription factor binding. Gene Ontology annotation, biological process: regulation of transcription by RNA polymerase II; positive regulation of cell differentiation.